CACACACACACACACACACACACACAUAUCCAGCAGACUCUCGUCACUUGUUCUUGUUUCCCGUCCCCACAGCUGCCCUGACCCUCCCCUCCCCUCCUACUGUCUUUUCGCGGGUCUCCUCGCCCCAUUCCAGUCCUCUCCUCUGCUCCCUGCAGUUGUGAGUGUGUGCGUGUGUGUGUGUGUGUGUGCCUCUGGGUGAACAAUGUGUUGCUCGGUGGGCUUCGCCAGGUCUCUGGGUCUGGCCCUGCUGCCUCUGGCCCUCUGCUGCAUCCUUGCCAACCUGCUGCUGCUGUUUCCUAUGGGAGAAAUCCACUACAUCCAGCAGGACCGCCUGGCCAGCUACAUCUGGUACUUUGGUGGACUAGGAGGUGGGGGACUGCUGAUGCUGGUUCCAGCUGUUGUCUUCAUCACUCUGGGGAAAUGUAGCUGCUGCUGGAACGAGAGUUUGAUGAUGUGCGGGUCCGUGUUGGCAGCCGUGGUCGGCCUGGUCGGGUCCGGCUACUGUUUCGUCAUCUCGGGGUUCACCCUGCUGCAGGGUCCCCAGUGCUUCACCGCUCGUGGUUGGUCGUACCCCUUUGCCGACCAGGGGGGCAGGUAUCUGCUGCAGCCGGAGACCUGGUCCCGGUGUGUUCAGCCGCUUCGCAUCGUCGAGUGGAACGUGACUCUGCUGUGCGUCCUGCUGGGUUUGGCUGCGCUGGAGUUCAUCCUCUGCCUCUUACAGCUGGGGAGCGGUUUGGUCAACGCCGUCUGCCGGCCCUGCUGCUACAAGCAGGAGUACAGCCUCAACGCGUAGACAAGCGCACACGUGUACACGUGCUACACGCGCGAGUGCAACAUGAUAACACCAUUUAGACACACAUGCAUACCGUCACGGACGUCUGGACAACCAUCUGUCGGCCACGUGUAACCCUUUUCAAGCUUUCAGUUCGCCCUUUGAACUGUUCAAAGAGCGAAAUAUCACCAUGCAGUCAUCGAUGACACCAGGAUGUUUGGCCAUUAGAAUUAAGGUGUGCGUGUGUUGGUGUGUUGGUGUGUUGGUGUGUCCUGUCAACUCCGUAGGAAGAAGAGGAUGUGCUUCAUUUGCUAGGGUGGUAAAAGAGCAAAAGGACAAGAUCGUCAUAAUGAUGAUUAUUAUAUCAUUAAUAAUGGAAAUAAUAAGAACCAAAUGUAGUGUACAUGAAAAUAGGUUUCACUGAAGCAAUUACACAGCUGUCACGCAGUAGUGUGUUCAACAUGAACAUCAACCAUAGGAUAAUGUUAAGUGUUCUUGUAAGGGCUGAUAAAUAUUUUUUAAAGAAGUUCCAUCUUGUCUGACAGUUGUCAUGAAAGCGCAUUGAAGUUUCCUCUCUGUUCAGUGUUAUUCUGUGGUUUCAACUUCACUGUGUUGGACCAUCUUUGUGUGUGUGUGUGUGUGUGUGUGUGUGUGUGUGUGUGUGUGUGUGCUUUUGUUUUGAUUUCCACAGUAUUCUCACCGUAAAACUGUUGCGUCUCUGUUUCUUUCAGAUUAGUGUUAACAGACAUUUUAUAUAUAUUUUAGUGACAUAUUUUUAUAAUGUAUGUUUUGUUUGUGCUGCCUUGAAUAAAAAAAAAGAAAAAGAAAAAA
Molecule: messenger RNA, 1603 nt
Organism: Scophthalmus maximus (turbot)
Lineage: Eukaryota; Metazoa; Chordata; Actinopteri; Pleuronectiformes; Scophthalmidae
Gene: tm4sf1
Product: transmembrane 4 L six family member 18
Exons: 4
Coding region: 203-793 (196 amino acids)
Cellular component (GO): membrane
Source: RefSeq, a predicted model, not a curated record